Messenger RNA from Phytophthora infestans T30-4, 1167 nucleotides. Its product is annotated as Zinc (Zn2)-Iron (Fe2) Permease (ZIP) Family. The transcript has 2 exons. NCBI's taxonomy places the organism in Eukaryota, Oomycota, Peronosporomycetes, Peronosporales, Peronosporaceae. Gene Ontology annotation, cellular component: membrane. Bases 1 to 1167 code for a protein of 388 amino acids. Gene Ontology annotation, biological process: zinc ion transmembrane transport. The record is from RefSeq and is a predicted model, not a curated record. Gene Ontology annotation, molecular function: zinc ion transmembrane transporter activity.
AUGGAGAAGACAGGCAACACGUCACUUUCACACUCCCAAACUCAAGCAGACAGCGCCGAUCACUUUGCCUCCUGCAUCGAGUACCCCGUCCGUCCAAGCCGCAUGGAAGCCACCCUGUCCGUCACUAAUCCCGAGCAUCUCGAGACGCUCGAAAUCUCCGUCGACAGCGACCCAGAACUAAUGAAACAGCGAGUGGGCAAAACCACCUCAGACAUCUCAAUGCAGAACCAGAAGCAGAUAAACGAGGACGCCAAUGACGAGGAGAUUACUAAAAUACCGCUGGGAUCGUCCUCCACCACCCGCAGACUCGCCUACGCAGUGGCAUUGAGCAUGAUCUUGAUCACAUUCUACAGCUUCCCCAUGCACCACCAUUUCCACGGCCGCGGUGGUAAAAACGCGCGCUACGUAUGGUGGUGUGGCUGGCUUACAGCUAUCGCCACGGGCCUCGGUGCGUUGCCGUUCUACUGGAUCCGAGACAUGGAUAAAUUCUGGUUGGGCAUUUGCAAUGGCUUGGCUGCAGGCAUGAUGAUCGCAGCUACCGGUUGCUUGUUCUACGAAGGCUGGUACCUGCCACAAGCUACGGACUACGCAGUGUCUGUGAGCUACCGUCUGUUCUUAGGUGCUUUCCUCGGCGUGUUAUUCAUCAAGUUCACGAAGGUUUACCUGGAAGACUACGAGGACGUAUCGGUGUGCGGACUUAAAGGUCUGGAUGCACGCAAGGCUCUUCUGAUCAUGGCAGUGAUGACGCUGCACUCCGUGUCCGAAGGUAUCGGUGUCGGUGUGUCGUUCGGCGGUGAAGGUGGCAUCCGUCGUGGACACAUUGUCACUAUGACGAUGGCUAUCCACAAUAUCCCUGAAGGUGUGGCCAUCAGUCUGUCGCUUGUGCCUCGCGGGCUAAGCGUUUUCUAUGCUGUAUUAUGGUGUAUCAUUUCAAGCGCCCCACAGCCGAUUUUCGCUGUACCAGCCUUCCUGUUCGUGGAGCAAUGGCUUCCUAUCCUCCCAUGCGGUUUGGGUUUCGCUGGUGGUGCGAUGGCAUAUGUGGCAGUGCAAGAACUGCUCCCAGAGUCGCUGGAGGACACGAAAUCUGUACCUACGACGGUGGCGGCCACAGCGUUCGCGUUUAUCGUCUUCCUCACGAUCCAGAUCGCGCUUAGUGGCUCCAUCUAA